Molecule: messenger RNA, 5623 nt
Organism: Telopea speciosissima
Lineage: Eukaryota; Viridiplantae; Streptophyta; Magnoliopsida; Proteales; Proteaceae
Product: protein MODIFIER OF SNC1 1-like
Exons: 9
Coding region: 453-5300 (1615 amino acids)
Biological process (GO): epigenetic regulation of gene expression
Source: RefSeq, a predicted model, not a curated record
GUAGGAACCAGGGAAAAAAGAAAAUCGCGAUAUAUCGUUUAAGCAACGAGAAGUAACGAAGCGAUCAUGCUUUCUUUCUCCGGUUCCUGAAGCUUUUAUGUUCGGGAAUCGCGAUACGAGAGGUCGAAACGUUGCUAUAAAUAUCGUGCAAUUCAUAUGAGGCCGAAGUAUAUAUUUCGUUUGGAUUUCUUUUUAACUUUCGUAGCCUCUUUGUAAAUCCUUCUUCAUUCGCUUCCUACAGAGGGAUCUGUUGUCUGGAUUACUAGUGGGAUUGUCGGAAUCUUGAGAGGGUUCGGUAGUUGCUCUUUGUCUGCUUCUUUUGAACCGGAUCAAUCGUUCGUUGUGAUUACACCUCUAGGGUUUUGUGAUUCUGAAUAAAGGCGUCGGUGAUCAGGGGCCGUAUCAAUUUGGUUGGAUGACCUUGCAACUAGAGCUGAACUAUAGCUUCAAGUAUGUCGUCUGGAGAGCGAAGGUGGGUUUCUGCACGAAGAGGGGGUAUGACAGUUUUGGGGAAAGUUGCUGUUCCAAAGCCUGUUAAUCUACCCAGUCAAAGGUUGGAGAACCAUGGUCUGGACCCAAAUGUUGAAAUUGUCCCAAAGGGCACACUAAGCUGGGGCAGCUGUUCAUCUUCUUCUUCUGCACCAAAUGCAUGGGGUUCUUCAGCAUCACCACUUCUUAGUUCUGAUGGAGUUGCUGGUUCACCUAGUCGGCUCAAUGGCCGCCCUUCAUCCGGUGGAAGUGGCUCUCGACCAUCGACAGCUGGCAGUGAUAGAUCCUAUGAAUCUGCACCUAAUGCAUGGGGCCCAAAUUCUAGGCCAUCGUCGUCAUCUGGAGUAUUGUCAUCAAAUCAGACAUCGAUGGUGACAACGCGUCCUCGAAGUGCUGAAACAAGACCUGGUAGCUCUCAGCUAUCCCGGUUUGCUGAGCUUUCUGAAAAUUCAGUUGCAUGGGGCGCAUUGGGAACUGCUGAAAAAUUGGGAGCCACGUCCUCCAAGGUUAAUAACUUCACUCUGAGCUCUGGUGAUUUUCCCACUCUUGGCUCUGACAAGAACAGCGAGUCCCCUGGGCGGCAAGGUCACAGUUCGCAGGGAUGUCCUGUAUCAGCUUCUGGUAGAGUUUCAACCUCGAAAGAGAGUUCAGGAACUUCUCCUGCUGACCAUGAGCACGUUGAUGCCAAUGCAGAGGGGGAAACUGUAAAUACUUGGACUGGUGAUAAGUCCUCUUAUGUUGUAGAUGGGGCCUCACCUAGCAUGGAGAAUUGGCAUAGGGAUCCUCAACCAUUUCCUAAUACUAAUAUGCCACCUCAGCAUCUUGAGCCUUGGCAUGCUACACCUGUACGGCUCUCUUCAGAUGGAGUUUGGUUCAGAGGACCUCCAGGUGGUCCACCAUAUGGAACCCCAGGCCCUCCUGGUAGCUAUCCCCUUGAACCAUUUAAUUAUUAUCAUCCACAGGGUCCACCUAGACCUUUGCCUAACUCACAGCCGGUUCCACGACCUGGAUCUGGUCCAAGCAGUUAUCACCACCAAAAAAAUGCAGACUCUUACCGGCCCCAAAUUCCUGAAUCUUACUUGCGUCCUAUGAUGCCCAUGAGGCCAGGUGUUUACCCUGGUAUGGUGCCCUAUGACGGCUAUUAUGGUCCCCCUCAGAUGGCUAUGUGCAAUUCCAGUGAUCGAGAUGCUCCUGUUUUGGGAAUGGCAGCUGGCCCUUGUGUAUAUAACAGAUAUCCGAACCAGAACCUCCAUCAUGACACUGGUAAUUUCCAUGCUAGGUCCGCUGGAUAUGGUUCUGCCAGCACCACUAUGGUGAAGGAACAAGUGGAACAUUCUCAUUCUCAUGAUAUCCAACGGGGACCAUACAAGGUUCUUUUGAAGCAACAGGAUGAUUGGGAAGAAAAAGAUGGAGAAGAGAAUAGAGGGCAUGCUAUAUCAACCAAUGCAACCCUUGAAGGAGGGCAGCAACCAAGAACAUCCGGGGAGAAUGAUUCAGUAACAGGUUGCAGAAAGUAUAAAGCUGUGGAUUUGCCAAAAAAAGCUUUUGGUGGAGAAGCUUUUCCACAACCCACAGAUGAUCGGGAAGGUUCUUCUGUUUCUGGUAGUAUGAGCAAUGCUAAGACAGUUAAUGACACUUCGGUAAAAAAAGGUGAACCUACACCUACUCCAGGAGGUCCAAAACAAUUCACCGCAACAAAAAGAAAUCCCUCUCUGAUAGAUAAAAUAGAGGGCUUAAAUACUAGAGCUCGGACAUCUGAUGGCCGGAAUGAUUGUGACUCUAUUUCAAGUAUAGAUGAGAAGAUGAAAAGGUCAAGGUUUGUGAGUGCUAAUGUUGACCAUUCCAUGAAUGAAAACGAAACUCUUUCUGGUGCUGCCUCUGCUGAGAAAACGUACAAGAUGGGAAGGCCAAUUCUGUCUUCUCAAGAAUCUGGCACUUAUACAAGAGACAAGACCCUUGAACAGAAAACUUUCAAUGGUACAGCUGUUGUCUUGCCAGUUAGUGAAUCUCAAGCUUCUGCUGGCAAUGUGUUGAAUGCUCCUGUAGUUGGACAGAAGAAUCAUGAUCAGUUUCAUAAGAGAUUGCAAGGUGCUGAAGUUAGAGUGGACAAUCAAGUUAAGGGAAGGUUUACUCAGGAUGGUGAGGAAUGGAGAAAGAAACCUCCUGUUGCGAAGUCUUCGACUGUUAUUCCUGCUGCAAAUAUGGAGACCUCUGAUGUAAAUGUACAAGUCUUCCAUGCUCCUCAAGAAGCUUCUGAGAAGUCUGACUCAACCAUUCAUGGAAGGACUGGAGGAGAAUAUGGAACAUCCUCUUUUGAACCAAACAAUUAUAAUGCACAGCGUGCUAAGAGGAAAGAAAAAGCAACCCAACAUGCGAAGCAGCUUCAGACGGUAGAGGAAGAGUUGAACAGGCGGACACAAGCAGAGAACUCAUCUCGAAAGUUAGAAAACUGUGUGUCAGCGAGUGGCUCUAUCCAGCAGAAGCGAGAAGACCCCAGGUCUCAUGUAGAUAAUGGCAAUUCCAGACCAGCACAUGACACUGCUGAUGGUGGGAACUCCAGUGCGGUUGCCCAGGGCACUGAUAGGCUUGGAGAGUCGAGCAACUUGUCCAAGGAUCUACCUUUGGAGGCUUCAAAAUGUGAGCCCCAGGACUCCGUGGAGUUACACAACUUGUCUGUGCCAUUGCAACAAGAUGUUAAUAAUGCGGAUGCUGCUAAUCCUAAAUCUGCUCAACCUGCACAAGUUCAGGAGAACAUUUCUAGCAGACAGAGACCAAUGGGUCAUAGGAAAAAGCUGAAUAUACCAUCAGACAAAAAUUUAAGUGAAAGGCCAACUCUCACUGGAAGUAAUGGGGCCUCAAAAAGUCAUGUUAAUGUGGUUCCAGAUGUAAAAGCCCCGAGUGGUGAUUCUGGCAUGCCCAAUAAUGCUUGUAGUGUUGAUGAUCCCUUACCUCCGCAGAAAAGAAAAACACAGAGGAAUGGGAGGAGCAAGCACAAGCUGGAUGAAACUUUAUCUGGAACUCUACCCUUGUCAACAUCCACUGAAGAAAAGCCUGUAAAGGUUCGCGUAGAAAGUGCUAAAGCAAAGGCUUCUGAAGUCGUGUUAGAAGUAUCCUCAGUUCAUGUCAUGAAUUCAAGGGAGUCUGUGGAGGUUCAAGAUUGUCAGAGUGUUCCAUCUGCUGACCAAGGUUGGUCGCUGUCAACUGAAGUAGCCAACAGUAGAGCAAACAACCAAUGGAGGCCUCAACCUCGCCGGAUGCCUCAAAACCAACAAGCUACUAGAUCAGCAGAUAAAUUUCAUGCUGGUGAGGCUGUUGUUUGGGCUCCUGUCAGGUCACAGAACAAAAAUGAGGAAUUAGAAGGAGCUAGCCGAUGCACAACUCCUGAGGCUAAUGCUUCCUAUACAAAGAAUGGGCAGGGGAUGGAGAGCAAUAUGACAAGAGGCAAGAGGGCUGAAAUGGAGAGAUAUGUCCCAAAGCCUGUGGCCAAAGAAAUGUUGCAGCAGGGUAAUACUGAGCGUCCAUCUCCCAAAAUUAAUCAAUCCAUAUGUGACAAGGCACCUCAAAAAGUGAAAUCUGGUUCUGAGAUUACUGAAAGUGGAGGCCUUGAUGGCUUGGCUACUGGGAAAUCAGGGACUGUCGUGGUGCCUAAGAAUGUGGGGAGCAAGCAUAAUACGCAUGGUAAAGCUCAUGGAUCAUGGUGCCAACGUGGUUUGACUGAGCCACCUCCUGUGCAAGGCUUGCAGGAGGGAUCAGCUCUCUCUUUAGGCACCAGCAAGAGUGCUUAUAAACCCAUUGAGCCACCCCAACCCCAGAAGACUGAAACAUACUCAUCGAAGGGGCCAGAAAAAUAUUCUGACAACUGGACUUCUAAUAAUCCUGUCUCAACUGAUCCUGUCACAACUGAUGUGAAGAAUAACAGUUUAACGGGGAGAGGGAAACGACAUCCUUUUAAGGGACACAAAGGUACCGAGCACAAUUUUGUUGAUCAGAAACAUGUUCAUGGCACUGAUAAAAUUGAUGCUCAAACUUCAGCACUUGAGCUGAACCAGCCUGAGGGAGGAGUUGCAUUGAGAGAAAACUAUGUUGGGGAACAUUCAACUUCUCACUGGCAACCAAAAUCUCAGCCGCAUGUUGCACAUAACCAGAGAGCCAACAGGGGCAAUGGUGGUCAAAAGUUUACGGCGCAUGUUAGUAGGAAUUCUGAAAAGGAGUUUACUCAGCAUGCUGAUGGCCGCACAUCACAGAACAAGAACAAGGAUCAUGGUCCUUUUCCAGACCAGCCUCAGCCUCAGCCUCAUCAGUCAGAGAUGUCAAAGACCAAUGUCUCUGAAGGAUCCACUGUACGCAGCCAUGAGGCUAAGAAAGAAAAGAAGGGUGUAGAUUCAUUCAAACAGCAUGCAGUCUCCCCAAACCAAGAUCCUGUUAACAACAGUGAAAUCAGUCCUGCAAAUAUUGAUACCCAACAUGAGCAACAGUUCUCUUCUGGAUUCCGCAGGCAUGUGCACCACAAUGGUUGCUUUAACCGGGUGCAGGAAUCACCUCAUGCAGGCCACAACCCAGCAAGGCAAGAUAGCAGCAAGCAAAAUCAUGUGCCUGGAAAUGGUGAGAGGAAGAGGCAGAAUUCACAUUAUGAGUACCAAGCGGUUGGAUCACACAAUAACAAACCGGAGGACUCCUCUGAAGGUUCCCGUGUAAUGGGUUCAAGAUACCGUGAGAGGGGUCAGAAUCACUCGAGGCGUGGUGGGGGAAACUUUUAUGCCCGAAGCAACGAUAGCAUUCGAGUUACUGCUGGAUAUGGUAUUGGAGAGUGAAAACAUACCAUGUUUUCUUGUUCAAAGCCAUUUCUUCAUACAGUUUGGUAGGGUACUGGCUUGAUCACAAAUGCCAUGCAGGUAUAUUAAUUGCUCUACUUAUCCAUUGUCAGUCUGUUAAUUGCAAUUAUUGACUGGUUCAUCUGAUUAUACAUGUCUGUUCAGCGUGAUUUAGGGCCAGGAGUAAAAAUUGAGCGAGGCAUAGGUGAAAGCUGGUAAAGGUAGCGGAUGUGGUUGGAUUUUUUUAUUUUUAAGAUGUAUUUGAUUUUGAACAGCCUGUUUACUCAUAUUCAGUUUACUGUGGAAACUCUCUGGUUCUCAAA